CUUUUUUCGUGGUGUGAUGCCAAAGGUGAUAUCCGCCCAAUGGCCAAAAUUUGCGCCAUGGAGCGGAUAAACUCAAUCCUAAUCGAAUGGGGCUGGGGUAUAUUCUUUGGCCACUCCUUUCGCAUAGGCGAUGCAUCAUUCGACCUGGCAAAGAAGGUCGACCCCGAAAUAGUUUGA
Molecule: messenger RNA, 177 nt
Organism: Suillus fuscotomentosus
Lineage: Eukaryota; Fungi; Basidiomycota; Agaricomycetes; Boletales; Suillaceae
Exons: 1
Source: RefSeq, a predicted model, not a curated record